Messenger RNA from Pneumocystis murina B123, 1641 nucleotides. RefSeq names its product U4/U6.U5 tri-snRNP-associated protein 2. Gene Ontology annotation, biological process: protein deubiquitination; spliceosomal complex assembly; mRNA processing. The transcript has 7 exons. The record is from RefSeq and is a predicted model, not a curated record. Lineage: Eukaryota; Fungi; Ascomycota; Pneumocystomycetes; Pneumocystales; Pneumocystaceae. The coding region runs from base 1 to 1641 and encodes 546 amino acids. Gene Ontology annotation, molecular function: zinc ion binding; cysteine-type deubiquitinase activity.
AUGAAAUCGAAUCUUUUAAAAAUGCUAAAAAGAAAAAUUUCAGAGGAUUUUGAGACAUCAAUUCAUAAAGAAAAAUUAGAGUAUCAGGAGAAAAAUAAAAAAGAAAAGGGAGAUAACCUUUUCCUUGGGAAAAAAGAUGAUUUUAAAAGAGAUAAUUUAACAGUUUCUAAUAAUCUUGAACAAAUAGACGAAAAUAUAAAAAAAAAAAAGGAGAAAAUAGAGUCGUUACCUACUCCUCCAUUAAAUAUGUAUCUUGAUACGGAAAGGUGGAUCGAACACGAUUGGAUUUUGAUUUUGAAAAAUUAUGUUCAAUUUCUCUAUCGAAUCUCAAUGUUUAUGCAUGCCUUAUAUGCGGGAAAUACUUUCAAGGAAUUUCUGUUAUUUUUUGCAAUUUUUUUUCUAAUUGAAUUAGGUCGUGGAAGAUCUUCUCAUGCGUAUUUUCAUAGUUUGGAUGAAGCACAUCAUGUUUAUAUUAACCUUCAUAAUCUUAAGAUAUAUGUACUCCCAGAAUCAUAUGAGGUACACACGAAUGCAUUAGACGAUAUCAAAUAUGUUUUAAAUCCGACAUAUACAAAAGAACAGGUAAUUGCAAUGGAUAUGAAUAUUGAACCAUCUUAUGAUUUGGAUAAUAAAAGAUAUCUUCCAGGAUUUGUUGGUCUUAAUAAUAUUAAACAAAAUAAUUAUCUUAAUUGUGUGAUUCAAGCGUUAUCACAUAUAACACCAUUUCGGAAUUAUUUUAUUUUAGAAAACUUUGACGGAAAAAGUGAACUUGUUCAAAGAUUAAGCAUUCUUAUACGAAAAAUAUGGAAUGCCAAAGCGUUUAGAGGACAUGUAUCUCCUCACGAGCUUCUUCAAGAAGUGUCAUCAGUGUCGGGCAAACAGUUUAAGUUAACGGAACAAAGCGACCCUCUUAAAUUUCUUUCAUGGCUUUUGAACAUCAUUCAUCGUGAUCUUGGAAGAUCUAAAACAAAAGUAAAAUCAAGUAUAAUUCAUAGAAUAUUUCAAGGGAGAGUACGAAUUCAAAGUCAGCAGAUUAUCGCUAAAUCAGAUGCAAAUGACGCAGAUCGAUUAAGAUUCGAAAUUGGAAGAGAAAUUAAAGAAAACAUAUUACCAUUUCUAUUUCUGACAUUAGAUUUACCUUUACCACCUUUAUUCCAAGAUGAAUUUGAAGACAAUAUUAUUCCACAGGUUGCAUUGUCUACACUGCUUGCAAAAUAUGAUGGUAUAACAUCACAAGAACUUUCUGGACAAAGAAAGCGUUAUAAAAUUGUAAAAUUACCUCCUUUCUUAAUUUUUCAUAUUAAAAGAUUUACCAAAAAUAACUGGAGAAAUGAAAAAAACCCAACAAUUGUUAAUUUUCCUAUUAAGGAUCUAGAUAUGCGAGGAUAUAUUGAUCCUAUUCCACCACCAAAUGUAUCUACAGUAUAUGAUCUUUCUGCAAAUAUUGUGCAUGAAACUGUUUCUUCUAUGGAAGGAGAUAAACGGGUUUUUCGAACACAAGUCCGUAACAAAUCCAAUGAUACAUGGUAUCAGAUCCAAGAUUUAUUUGUUGAGGAAAUACCGAAAGAAAUGAUUUUUUUAGGUGAAAGUUAUAUUCAAAUUUGGGAACGACGAAAUCACAAGAAAAAAGCAAAUGAUUAA